CCCAUUUCCCCGAUUUUUCGCCGAUUUUCUCGAAUUUUUCGGCGAAAAAAAUGACAACAAACGUGCAAGAGGUGUACCACGUGGUUUCGCACCGUCCGAUAUACUUUUGGUCGGCAAACGACGUUGAUCAGUGGCUUCGGAGGAAACGGCCACGUUUUGCGCUGAAAUACGCUCAUUUCUUCUUGCGACACAAUGUUACAGGCAGAGUGCUCGUGGAGAUGUCAGAUGACGAUCUACGCGAAAUCGGAGUGGAAACUGACGACGAGCGACAGGAUUUGCUGCUGGAAAUCAAAAAAGAGAAGCUUUACAGCGAUUUAGACGAAUUCUCGAAGCUACGGACACCUCCGACGGCGAUUUAGCCUCGAAAAGUACCCCGGAAAACCUAUAAAAAUGUACAUAAAUUGCAUAUAAAAUUAUAAAAAAUAAAAAUCGCCAUGUUU
Messenger RNA from Caenorhabditis elegans, 440 nucleotides. RefSeq names its product SAM domain-containing protein (gene ave-1). NCBI's taxonomy places the organism in Eukaryota, Metazoa, Nematoda, Chromadorea, Rhabditida, Rhabditidae. Bases 51 to 359 code for a protein of 102 amino acids. The transcript has 2 exons. The record is from RefSeq and is marked reviewed.